CCUUACAAUCUUUGCUUUGCACCACUCUGUUUUUACUGCUGCUUUUUCCAGUUGAAUAUAGUGGGUUUCUACGGUUCUCUUUCCCCUCUGCUGAUCUUAGCCUAUAUGAGUAGCAGCGGCUGAGAAAAUUCAUCUAGGAAACAUUAGAAAGGUUGGUUGCUGGUAAAAGAUGUCGGCAGUGGCUCAACUUCGCUACUCUCUACUUCCCGGCCACUUUCAGAAUCAAAGUCGUUACUUUUCUGGUGCCGCAUCCAGAUUUUCUGACAAUACAUUUGCGAAAAAUCUUAACUUUAACCCUUUAAGAACCAGCCAUGUAGGUUCUAAACAAUGGGGCUCUGAUUUCCUUCAGGUUUCUUGUGCUGGGGGUGGUGACAUUGGGAUGGGACGAGGUAGUGGGGGUGGGGAUAGUGGUAAUGGAGAUUGGAGUGGUGGGGGUGAAUCAGAUGAUUCUAAGUCUUUGUGGGAUGGUUUUGGACCGAUUGGUGCUUUUGUUAAUGGCUGGAGAUCAAGAGUUGCUGCCGAUUCUCAGUUCCCUUUUAAGGUUCUUAUGGAGGAAUUGGUUGGUGUGACUGCUUGUGUCAUUGGAGACAUGGCAUCUCGUCCUAACUUUGGACUUAAUGAAUUGGAUUUUGUGUUUUCCACGCUUGUUGUUGGUUCCAUUCUGAAUUUUGUGUUGAUGUAUCUAUUGGCACCGACAGCAGCUGUUUCUAGUCAAGCUCUGCCUUUGAUUUUCGCUAGUUGUCCAACAAGCCACAUGUUUGAGCCUGGUGCUUAUGGUUUGAUGAGUCGGGUUGGGACAUUGCUUUAUAAAGGAACUCUGUUUGCUGCUGUUGGGUUUGCUGCUGGACUUGUUGGAACUGCAAUUUCUAAUGGUUUAAUCAUGAUAAGGAAGAAGAUGGAUCCUAAUUUCGAAACACCAAAUAAGCCUCCUCCAACACUUUUAAAUGCUGGAACUUGGGCACUUCAUAUGGGUGUUAGCAGUAAUUUAAGAUACCAAACGCUUAAUGGUGUUGAGUUCUUGCUAGCCAAAGCUCUCCCUCCUGUGGUGUUUAAGACAUCGGUUGUGAUUUUGAGAUGCUUGAACAAUGUUGCUGGUGGAAUGUCGUUUGUCAUUUUGGCAAAGGUGACGGGGUCUCAGAGUGUAGAGGAAAAGGCAGUUACUGUGGAAGAUGGAGUAGCGGCAGAGAAAGAAAGGUUGCUGAAUCAGAGCGAUUCUGCUUCAAAGUGAUAUGGCGCUGUGUGAAUAUCUGUCUCCACUCUCCAGCAAAAGCUUUACCCCAAAACUACAAAUCCCUCCUAUUCAGCUUAGUCCGCUUUUUUCUCCCCCCUUACUACGAAGUAUGAUCAUAAAUAAAAUGAAUCUAGCUGUGUUUUUUAGACCAAGAAAUAGCUGUUCUGACUUGAUGUACUCUUGCUUGGAGUGAGUCUAUCCUGUCUAGCUUUGGUUUUCAGAGAUUAAUAGAACAGUUUAUUUGCUGACAUUGAUCUGAGGAUUGUUUUCUGUCCGUUUGUAUGGUAGAACAUGACAUUUAUAUUCGUCUUUCAACUGGCGUUAUGCCCAAAUCAUGUAAAGGAAGUGGCACUGUUUUGAAUAGUGCUUCAAUCUUUUUUUUUUCUUUCUA
Nicotiana tabacum (common tobacco) is the source of this 1622-nucleotide messenger RNA. Its product is annotated as protein RETICULATA-RELATED 3, chloroplastic. NCBI's taxonomy places the organism in Eukaryota, Viridiplantae, Streptophyta, Magnoliopsida, Solanales, Solanaceae. The record is from RefSeq and is a predicted model, not a curated record.